Lacerta agilis (Sand lizard) is the source of this 4620-nucleotide messenger RNA. RefSeq names its product ATPase phospholipid transporting 10A (putative) (gene ATP10A). The transcript has 22 exons. Bases 43 to 4581 code for a protein of 1512 amino acids. Lineage: Eukaryota; Metazoa; Chordata; Lepidosauria; Squamata; Lacertidae. Gene Ontology annotation, molecular function: magnesium ion binding; ATP binding; ATPase-coupled intramembrane lipid carrier activity. Gene Ontology annotation, cellular component: plasma membrane. The record is from RefSeq and is a predicted model, not a curated record. Gene Ontology annotation, biological process: phospholipid translocation.
AGAGCAUCUCCCUAAAUUUGGAGGGGAGAGACAGAAAGAACCAUGACACUAGGCGGAGGUGGAAGGGAGUCUUCUCCAGAGCAGAAGGAGGAAAAAGAAAGGAAGAAGAGGAGAAGGAAGAAGAAGAAAGAAGCAUGCAAGACGCGGAGGGUAUGUUCCAACUUGCUGGCACCUUGGCCCGAAGCGGAGAACCCCCCUCCUCCCCCAGCCGACAACAGGCUGCAGACCACCAAAUACACGGCUCUGUCCUUCCUGCCCAAAAACCUCUUUGAGCAGUUCCAUCGCCUGGCCAACGUUUACUUCGUCUUCAUCGCCCUGCUCAACUUUGUGCCGGCCGUCAAUGCCUUCCAGCCUGAGCUGGCCUUGGCCCCCGUCCUCUUCAUCCUGGCGGUCACCGCGGUCAAGGACUUGUGGGAAGACUACAGCCGCUACCUCUCAGACCAAGAGAUCAACCACAUGGAGUGCCUGGUCUACUGCAGGAUUGAAAGGAAAUACACCACCAGAUACUGGAAAGAAGUGAAAGUUGGAGAUUUCAUCCAGCUACGUUGUAAUGAAAUCAUCCCUGCUGAUAUCUUGCUGCUUUCUUCGAGUGACCCCGACGGUCUGUGCCACAUUGAAACUGCUAAUCUGGAUGGGGAGACCAACUUGAAGCAGAGACAAGUUGUAAGAGGAUUUUUAGAACUCGACUCUGAAUUUGACCCGUUGAAGUUUACUAGCCUAAUUGAAUGCGAGGAGCCGAAUAACGACUUAAGUAGGUUUCGAGGCUUCAUUGUGCAUAGAAGUGGCAAAAAGGUUGCCUUGAGUAAAGAAAACCUUUUGUUGCGGGGAUGUACGAUUAGAAAUACAGAAGAAGUCUCAGGAAUAGUCAUCUAUGCCGGACACGAGACGAAAGCCUUUCUCAAUAACAGCGGGCCGCGUUACAAGCGAAGCAAGCUCGAAAGGCAAAUGAAUGUCGAUGUCCUUUGGUGUGUCCUCAUUCUUAUUGUGAUGUGCUUGUUUUCAGCCAUUGGUCAUGGAAUCUGGGUCUGGCAAUAUGGUGACAAAAAGAAGCCUGUCUUUGUUGUCCCAGAUCCCAGAGGAAACUAUUUGCCUCCGAUUAAAGCUGCAGUUUAUUUAUUUUUGACAAUGAUUAUAGUGUUUCAGGUUCUUAUUCCCAUUUCUUUGUACGUCUCCAUUGAAAUCGUUAAAAUAUGUCAGGUGUUUUUUAUUCAUCAAGACAAGGAUUUAUUUGAUGAAGAGACAGAUCUUCAGCUACAGUGUCGUGCUCUGAAUAUCACUGAAGAUUUAGGUCAGAUUCAGUAUAUAUUUUCAGACAAGACUGGAACUCUUACCGAGAAUAAAAUGGUUUUCCGAAGGUGCACUGUUUCUGGCGUUGAGUACUCCCAUGAUGCCAAUGCAAAACGUAUUGCUAUGUACCAAGAAGCUGAUUCCGAGGAUGAAGAAGCUGCCCCUAAACUGGCACCAUUGUCCCAGCGGGAUAGUAUUAGCAGUCACCAGAGCAUUAAGGUUGUCCACAGGAACCAGAGUACGAAAUCUCAUAGGCGCACGGGGAGCAGAGUGGAAGCCAAAAGGGCAAGCAUCCUCUCAAAGCACACGGCUUUUAGUAGCCCCAUGGAAAAAGAUAUCACGCCAGAUCCUCAUUUACUGCAGAAGGUCGACGAAUGUGCGAGCUACCUGGAGAUCACAAGGAGCCACGACCGACCGUUAUCACAGCUGUCCCCCGAACUCUCUGACAUCUUUGACUUUUUCAUAGCACUGACCAUUUGCAAUACGGUGGUUGUCACGUCUCCAAACCAGCCGCGGCAGAAGGUUCGGAUCAGAUUUGAGCUGAAGUCUCCCGUCAAGACCAUCGAGGAGUUCAUUCGGAGACUCACGCCCAGCCGCCUGACAUCCGGCUCCAACAACAGCAGCUCGUCCAGCCUGGCCACCAGCAAAUCGACACAGCGAGCUGGUUCCAGCAUGAUUUCGUCCGCAUCCACGGAAAGCACUUUACUGAACGAAGAAGAAAAGCUAGCUAACUCUCCCCAGGUGAAUAACAAUAGCUACGGUUCCCAGCAGCCCAAAUGGACACUGGGGAAUGGGCCAAGAGAGGGUGAACUACGCUACGAGGCGGAGAGCCCAGACGAAGCCGCCCUUGUCUAUGCAGCAAGAGCCUACGACUGUGCUUUGGUCGGUAGGCUUCCUGAUCAGGUCUCCGUAGAGCUGCCUCACCUGGGGAGACUCACCUUUGAACUCUUGCACAUUCUGGGCUUCGACUCCAUCCGGAAACGGAUGUCUGUGGUGGUCAGGCAUCCUCUCACCGAUGAGAUCAAUGUUUACACUAAAGGAGCGGAUUCAGCUAUCAUGGAUCUCCUUCUGCCCUGCUCUUCAGGUGACCCUAGAGACAGACAUCAAAAGAAAAUCCGAAGCAAAACUCAGAAUUUUCUUAAUCUUUAUGCUGCUGAUGGGCUGAGAACUUUGUGCAUUGCAAAGAAAGUCCUGAGCAAGGAAGACUAUUCCUGCUGGUUGAAAAGUCACAUUGAAGCAGAAUCUUCCAUUGACAACCGGGAAGAGCUGCUGUUCCAGUCGGCCGUUCGGAUAGAGACUGAUUUGCAUCUUCUAGGUGCGACUGGCAUUGAGGACCGUUUACAGGACGGAGUCCCAGAAACCAUUGCAAACCUGCGUAAGGCCGGGCUGCAGAUCUGGGUUCUAACUGGAGACAAACAGGAAACAGCCGUUAAUAUUGCUUAUGCUUGCAAGCUGUUGGACCACGAUGAAGAAAUCAUCACCUUGAAUGCCGAUUCGCUGGAAACGUGUUCCACAUUGCUGGAGCAACACUUGAAGCGCAUCGAGUCUAAAUGUUCAAAUGCAGCUGAAAAACCUACCGGGAACUCACAAGUGAAGUUCACCCCUCUCUAUGUGCCGCCAUCACCUUUGGUGCAUCCCAACUUGGGCUUGGUGGUUGACGGAAGGACCUUGGCUUAUGCCCUCGACAAAGGCCUGCAGGACAAAUUCCUUUCACUAGCCAGGAGGUGCCGCUCUGUGCUGUGCUGCCGCUCAACCCCAAUUCAGAAGGGGAUGGUUGUGAAACUGGUCAGAGACAAACUCAAAACAAUGACUUUGGCAAUAGGUGACGGAGCAAACGACGUCAGUAUGAUCCAAGUAGCUGAUGUUGGUGUGGGGAUCUCGGGGCCAGAAGGCAUGCAGGCUGUGAUGGCAAGUGACUUCGCAAUCCCAAAGUUCCGGCACUUGGAAAAACUCUUGCUUGUGCAUGGCCAUUGGUGUUACUCACGGCUCGCCAACAUGGUGCUGUAUUUCUUCUACAAAAAUGCAAUGUUUGUAGCUCUUCUCUUCUGGUUCCAGUUCUACUGCGGGUUUUCCGGGUCUUCGAUGAUAGAUCAGUGGUACCUGAUCUUCUUCAACUUGUUAUUCUCAUCCCUUCCCCAACUGAUAGCUGGAGUGCUUGAUAAAGAUGUACCGGCAGAUAUCUUAAUUGCUGUGCCUCAGCUCUACAAAAGUGGUCAGAACAUGGAGGAGUACCAGCCACAUAUGUUUUGGAUGAAUAUGAUCGAUGCCCUCUACCAAAGCCUGGUUUGCUUUUUCAUCCCAUACUUCACGUAUUAUGAUUCAGACGUGGACAUAUUCUCCUGGGGAACUCCAGUCACCACCAUUGCUCUCUUCACCAUAAUACUGCAUUUGGCUAUUGAAACCAGAACCUGGACUUGGCUGCAUUUGUCGUCUUGUGUCUUCAGCAUUGUUUUGUUCUUCGUUGUUGCUCUCCUUUACAACGCAUCUUGCCCAAUAUGUUACCCUCCAUCCAAUCCUUACUGGAUCAUGGAAAAGCUGAUGGGAGAUCCUAUGUUUUAUCUGACUUGCCUCAUAACACCUGCUGUUGCUUUGCUUCCCAGGUUCCUGUACAGAACGCUUCAAGGGACGGUGUUCCCCACCCAGCUUCAGCUUGGCCGCCAGUUGUCCAAAAUGCACCCAGAUGCUCGCAACCAGCUUUUAAACAGAUGGCACACCAAGAAGGAGGCCGGUCCCCACAAAUACACCUGUGCUCAUUACUCUCCCGAAACCCCGCAUUUCCUCGUCGGCAACUCUUUAAAAGCCUGUAGCCAAAACAGUCCCUCCGGGUUAUCUCAGCAAGGGAAAGAACAGGCUAAACAACCAAAGACCGUGCCCACCACAGGGUUAAACCCCCCUGCUCUCCCUCUUGGUGCUCAGCUGUAUGAGGGGGACGGGUGUUUUCUGUCGGCUCGCGAUCGAGAGGAAACACCUCUGGGUUUUCACAAAGGCACUUCGGAGCUGGAGCCGAACUUAGUGGAUGAGACGUUCCAAUGGAACUCGACAGCAGACCAGGCGGACUUCGGCUUGUUGAACUGGAUCACAUCGACUUCAUUGUUCAACGGCAUUGAAAGAGAACUGCCCUGGUUAUCCAGCAGUUUACAAAAUGGAAGAUGGGACAAUGCAACUCCUGGUGGCUGCGGUGCUCAGGACCUCAAAGGCUCGGCGGAGCAGGCCUCAACCUGUUUCCAGGAAGAAGGGGGAAAGGCUUCCGAUAGCUGCUUCCAUACAGAACCUCUUGAGUCCACUUGUUUAUGACAUAGGUGUUGUAGCACAUACAGUUGUACCUUGGAAGUC